AUGGCUUUCGCCAAUUUCCGCCGCAUCCUGCGCCUGUCUACCUUCGAGAAGAGAAAGUCCCGCGAAUAUGAGCAUGUCCGCCGGGACCUGGAUCCCAACGAGGUGUGGGAGAUCGUGGGCGAGCUGGGCGACGGUGCCUUCGGCAAGGUUUACAAGGCCAAGAACAAGGAGACGGGUGCCUUGGCCGCGGCCAAAGUAAUUGAGACCAACAGCGAGGAGGAACUGGAGGACUAUAUCGUGGAGAUCGAGAUCCUGGCCACCUGUGACCACCCCUACAUCGUGAAGCUCCUGGGUGCCUACUACUAUGACGGGAAGCUGUGGAUUAUGAUCGAGUUCUGUCCUGGGGGAGCUGUGGAUGCCAUCAUGCUGGAGCUGGACAGAGGCCUCACUGAGCCCCAGAUUCAGGUGGUUUGCCGCCAGAUGCUCGAAGCCCUCACCUUCCUGCACGGCAAGAAGAUCAUCCACCGGGAUCUGAAAGCUGGCAAUGUGCUCAUGACCCUCGAGGGGGACAUCCGGCUGGCUGACUUCGGUGUGUCUGCCAAGAAUCUGAAAACUCUGCAGAAGCGAGAUUCCUUCAUAGGAACGCCUUACUGGAUGGCCCCCGAAGUGGUGAUGUGCGAGACCAUGAAGGACACCCCGUACGACUACAAGGCCGACAUCUGGUCGCUGGGCAUCACGCUGAUUGAGAUGGCCCAGAUCGAGCCCCCGCAUCACGAGCUCAACCCCAUGCGGGUCCUGCUCAAGAUCGCCAAGUCCGACCCUCCCACACUGCUCUCGCCCUCUAAGUGGUCGGCAGAGUUCCGAGAUUUCCUGAAGACGGCCCUGGACAAGAACCCAGAGACACGGCCCAGCGCUGCGCAGCUCCUGGAGCAUCCCUUCGUCAGCAGCGUCACCAGCAACAAGGCCCUGCGGGAGCUGGUAGCCGAGGCCAAGGCUGAAGUCAUGGAGGAGAUUGAAGACGGCCGAGAUGAGGGGGAUGAGGAAGAUGCGGUGGAGGCUGCCUCUCCUCUGGGGAACCACACCCGAGACUCCUCCGAGGUGAGUCAGCUGAGCCUCGAUGCAGACAAACUUCUCAAAGAAUCACCUUUUACCACGCCACCUCCCAGCCAGCCUCAGGACGGUGUGAAUGGGCCCAGCGAACCCGCUGGGGACGGGGCCCUCCCCACCAGCACCCCGGAUGUGGCCCCUGGAAAUGAGAACGGCCCGGCGGUGCCCGUGCCCCUUCGGAAGUUCCGACCGGUGUCCAUGGGAGCCAGAAUUCAGGUGUCCGAGGAGCAGCCAGCUGCUGACCAAAGUGGAGACCUCAGUCCAGCGGCCAGCAGGUCCCAGAAAACCAGCCAGAGCCGUCCCAACAGCAGCGCCCUGGAGACCUUGGGCGGCGAGCUGACCAAUGGCAGUCUGGAGCUCCCUGCCCCAGGGGCGCGGAGCCUUGCCAAGAGGGACUCGGAUUGUGGCAGCGUCUCCACCUCCGGGAGCACGGACUUCGGCACCUCCCUGUCAGCAGACCUGUCCGUGAACAAGGAGUCAGGCUGUCUGUCCAUCAAGGACUCAAGGCUACACAAUAAGACCCUGAAGAGGACACGCAAGUUUGUGGUGGACGGCGUGGAGGUGAGCAUUACCACCUCCAAGAUCAUCAGCGAGGAUGAGAAGAAGGAUGAGGAGAUGCGAUUCCUCAGGCGCCAGGAACUCCGGGAGCUUCGGCUGCUCCAGAAAGAAGAACAUCGGAAUCAAACCCAACUGAGCAGCAAGCAUGAGCUGCAGCUGGAGCAAAUGCAUAAGCGUUUUGAACAAGAAAUCAACGCCAAGAAGAAGUUCUUUGACAUAGAGCUGGAGAACCUGGAGCGCCAGCAAAAGCAACAAGUAGAGAAGAUGGAGCAAGACCAUGCGGUGCGCCGCCGGGAGGAGGCCAAGCGGAUUCGCCUGGAGCAAGAGCGGGACUAUGCCAAGUUCCAGGAGCAGCUCAAACUGAUGAAGAAGGAGGUGAAGAAUGAGGUGGAGAAGCUCCCCAGGCAGCAGCGGAAAGAGAGCAUGAAGCAGAAGAUGGAGGAGCACGCUCAGAAGAAGCAGCUUCUCGACCGGGAGUUCGUGGCCAAGCAGAAGGAGGACCUGGAGCUGGCGAUGAAGAGGAUCACGGCUGACAACAGGCGGGAGAUCUGCGACAAGGAGCGCGAGUGCCUCACGCGGAAGCAGGAGCUCCUUCGAGACCGGGAGGCGGCGCUGUGGGAGAUGGAGGAGCAUCACCUGCAGGAGAGGCACCAGCUGGUGAAGCAGCAGCUCAAAGACCAGUACUUCCUCCAGCGGCAUGAGCUGCUGCGCAAGCAUGAGAAGGAGCGUGAGCAGAUGCAGCGCUACAACCAGCGCAUGAUUGAGCAGCUGAAGGUGCGGCAGCAGCAGGAGAAGGCGCGGCUGCCCAAGAUUCAGAGAAGUGAGGGCAAGACGCGCAUGGCCAUGUACAAGAAGAGCCUCCACAUCAACGGAGGGGGCAGCGCCGCUGAGCAGCGCGAGAAGAUCAAGCAGUUCUCCCAGCAGGAAGAGAAGAGGCAGAAGGCAGAGCGGCUGCAGCAGCAGCAGAAACAUGAGAACCAGAUGCGGGACAUGGUGGCCCAGUGCGAGAGCAACAUGAGUGAGCUGCAGCAGCUACAGAAUGAAAAGUGUCACCUCCUGAUAGAGCACGAAACCCAGAAGCUGAAGGCCCUGGACGAAAGCCACAACCAGAACCUGAAGGAAUGGCGGGACAAGCUCCGGCCGCGCAAAAAGGCUCUGGAAGAAGAUCUGAACCAGAAAAAGCGCGAGCAGGAGAUGUUCUUUAAGAUGAACGAGGAGACAGAGUGUGCAAACCCCACCACCCCAAACAAGGUCACCAAGUUCUUCCCCUACAGCUCUGCGGAUGCUGCUUCUUAA
Rangifer tarandus platyrhynchus (Svalbard reindeer) is the source of this 2901-nucleotide messenger RNA. Lineage: Eukaryota; Metazoa; Chordata; Mammalia; Artiodactyla; Cervidae. The record is from the annotation of a GenBank genome assembly.